Messenger RNA from Peronospora farinosa, 384 nucleotides. NCBI's taxonomy places the organism in Eukaryota, Oomycota, Peronosporomycetes, Peronosporales, Peronosporaceae. The record is from the annotation of a GenBank genome assembly.
AUGGAUGAGGCUGUAGACCUUGAAGUGCUAGCCUACAUGGCUGCCACAGAGUACUUUGCUUAUGACGAGUGCUACGACAACACUUCAAACGUAUCUGGCCUGCCACUCGUAUGCAGCAACUGCGGUGUGUCCUUCUUCUCGCUGCAGAUUCCUGAUGAUCAGGUCGACUGCUAUUGCUCUGGCGAGUGCAAGUGGAGUGUCAUCAUGUACCGCGAAAUGAAUCUGCGUAUGUUUGCCAUGCGCCGAUCCACGCGUCUUCACACGCCUCUUGGCAGUACGUGCUCGUCCUCGAGUUUCUAUGGAGACAGCGACGAUGAGGAGACGGAACUAGACGGACUCGUGUCUUUCAGCUUCAGUGACAACACGACUGCCAGGUCGUUGUGA